Brassica napus (rape) is the source of this 3342-nucleotide messenger RNA. RefSeq names its product putative pectinesterase/pectinesterase inhibitor 26. The record is from RefSeq and is a predicted model, not a curated record. The coding region runs from base 52 to 606 and encodes 184 amino acids. Lineage: Eukaryota; Viridiplantae; Streptophyta; Magnoliopsida; Brassicales; Brassicaceae. Gene Ontology annotation, molecular function: enzyme inhibitor activity. The transcript has a single exon.
AAUAAUUACGCGAAGAGAGCAAAAGAAGAAACAUAACCUAACAAAAAAAAGAUGAAAAUGGUCGGAAGGAUCUUUCUCCUUUUCCUCUCCAUCGUCGUCACGGUGGUCAUCGCCGGAAAAGCUCCACCGCCAACAUUUACCGAGACGGGCAAAGCUUUAGCCGAGAAACUCUGCGAGAAAUCCGAAGACAAAGCGUUUUGCGUUGCGAGUCUAACCUCACGUCACGAGUCAGAAACCGCAACUGCGCCUAAACUCGGAGUGAUAGCGUUAAGCGUCGCAUCCACAAACGCUUCAGACACGUCUUUCUACAUCAAGUCCAAACUGAAGCAGAGGAACCUCGAGCCGGCUUUGGAGGACACGCUCGAUGACUGCUCCAAGAACUACUUAGACGCAGUCGCGCAGCUCGACGAUUCUCUCGCCGCUUUGCUCGCGAAUGCGUUCAUUGAUGUUGAUAUUUGGCUUAACACGGCUAUUAGCGACGGAGAGGCUUGUGAAGAUGCUUUGAGCGAACGUGCUGGUAAUGAUGCUGAGCUUGCUCGUAGGAACACUAACUUCUUGAAGCUUUGCAAGGACGCUCUUCUCAUCAACACUAUCUUAACUCCAUAAGCUUACUAUUGUGGUUACUUGAUUUAUAUGUAUGUAUUUUUUAUAAUAUCUAAAAAAUGGUUUGGUUGAUUUAUGGGUGUAAAUGAAAUGAUAUGUGAUAUACUUGUUUUGGGAAAAUUUUGAAUGAGCAUAUUGGAGUAUAUAUAAUUAUAUGGGUUAACGAUAUAUUUUCUCAUAAAAACUAUUAUAUAACAUCAGAUAUCUAUUGAACUAUAAUUUCGCGUUAAUUUUCAAUGAAUUUAAAGUUUAUUCUUUCUAAAUUAUAAGUUGUAAAUUUAUUUCUCUCCAAAUUAAUAGACUAGAUAUAUCAUUGUAUACAAAUAAAAUCACAAUAUAAAUGAAACAUAAACAAAAUAUUCAGACUGCUUUUCACAAAUUUAUAUGUACAUAUGAAUUUUUUUGUAAGGAACCUAAAACCUAAUUUCAAAAAUUUAUUAUUCUACCCCAUCCGUUUUCUAGAUAAUUUUUUUUGGAAAAAAUUGUUUAUAGUUAGUUAUGUUUUAUUAUUUUUCAUUAGUGGAUUAUAACAAUAAAUUAUCUAAAAAAUUAAAAGAAGGUUAGAUUUAUUAAACUACUAUUGGUUUAACGUUAUUAAAACUUGAUAGCUAUAGAAAAUAUUAAAAUAAUAUAUUAUCUAAAAAUUAAUAAGAACGGAGAAAAUUAUGAUUCUAAUGUGUUUGUAUCUACAUUUCCACACAUCUAACAAACAUAUAUUUCAUUCCCUUUAAUACUUUUGCAACCACAAAAAAAUUCCAAAAGUUAUAUCAUAUGUUUUAUUACAUAGUCAUAUCCAAAAUUUCAUAGUUUAUUAAGAUUUAUGUUGACUAAUAAUUUUCAAAAUUUUGGAUGGAGUCAGUAACUAUUUAGUCUGGAAAUCAAGACUUUUGGUUAUUUAAAUAAAGACUAAAACAAGUAACAAUAUAUCAAAGUUUAUGAAGUUUACAUUGCUAUGCUUACAGCUAAAAAGAGUUCUCGCAAAAAAAGAGAGGAUACGAUUCUUAAUAUCUACUUUAAAAUAGUCGCAUUCUUAUAUUUCUUCUCUUUCACAGAGAUAGAUUUUUUAGCGUUUUCACACAUGUUAAGAAAAUUGUUUUCUGCAAUUCUCAAUUUUUAAUAAUUUUUAAUCAAUAUUUAUUUAAUAAAAUCAAUUUUUUUUUGAAGUUUAUAAUUUUUUCAUAGAAAAUAUAAAAUAUAUAUGUUUGUGAAACAAUUUUUUUUUCUAAGACAUUUAUCUUUGUGAAUAUGUUAUAAGCAUUUAAUAAACGAAACAUGUUAUUGGACUGGGCAAAUUUUAUAUAAAUUCCCAAAUCCUAAAAUAUUGAUUUCAGAGAGUAUAUUAUUAAUACAAAGGGGCCAUAGUUGUUUGACACAUUUUACCAAACAGGUAUAUAUCAUUGUAUACAAACAAAAUCACAACAUAAAUGAAACAUAAACAAAAUAUUCAGACUGCUUUCCACAAAUUUAUAUGUACAUAUGAUUUUUUUUUUUGAAAAGGAACCUAAAACCUAAUUUCAAAAAUUCAUUAUUCUACCCCAUCCGUUUUCUAAGAUAAUUUUUUUGGAAAAAGUUGUUUAUAGUUAUGUUUUUAUUAUUUUUUCAUUAGUGGGUUAUAACAAUAAAUUUUAAACUUAAAACCAGGUUAGGUUUAUCAAACUACUAUUGGUUUAAUAGCUUUAUAAAAUAUUAAAAUAAUAUAUUUAUCCAAAAAAUAAUAAAAACAGAGAAAAUUAUAAUUCUACUAUGUUUUUAUCUACAUUUCCACACAUCUAACAAAAUUUAACAAACACAUAUUUCAUUCCCUUUAUACUUUUGCAAACACGAAAAAGAUUCCAAAAGUUAUAUCAUAUGUUUUAUUACAUAGUCAUAUCCAAAAUUUCAUAAUUUGUUAAUAUUUAUGUUAACUAAUAAUUUCCAAAAUUUUGGAUGGAGUCAGUAACUAAUUAAUCUGAGAAUCAAGACUUUAGUUAUUUAAAUAAAGACUAAAAGUAACAAUAUUAUAAAGGUUUAUGAAGUUUAAAUUGCUAUGCUUACAUCUAAAUAUAGUUUUCACACACAAAAAAAAAGAUAAUAAUUUUUAAUAUCUACUUUAAAAUAGUCGCAUUCUUAUAUGUUAUUAUUAUAAGCAUUUAAUAAAUGAAACAUGUUAUUGACGAGGCCAUCUAAACUAUUAAAACAGGAGUAUAUUUAGUAUUACUUCCAGACUUUUCUUAAAUAAUUACGAUCUUCUGCCACUGCCAAAACAUUGUCGUUUUAUCUGAUUCUAAAUCAGAAUAUUAUUUUUUACAUACCAGAAAUCUUCAAUUGUCUUUCCCAAAUCGCACAGUGGUCCAUGAAAGCUUUCCGAGGUGGCUCCUGAUCUCGCCGUCGUCGGCUCACUUGCUCUGCCGCCUUGCUGCAUAAAGAGUGGCGUCUCCAUUCCGUGUCUCUGCUGCAUCGUGAGCUUCGUCGUCAUGGCCACCGGCAUCGUCAAGCUCCAGAUCCGGCGAAGAUAAAAGCUCGAUCCAUAUCCAUGGCUGACUUCUCUAUAUUUGCACUUUAGGUCCCUAAUAUGUUUGAUUAUUUUCAAAUCGGCCAAAGGCUUUGUAAAUUGCAAAAACAUCCUUCCAAAUCAACCCAGAACCUUUCAAUUAUAUUAUCUAGACCCAGCGAAUAUUCCAUUUUUGUAACCUUGGUACCUGAAUUUUCUAUUGUUUUCACAUUUUCCCCAAUACUUCUAAAUUCAUAGGAAUAACCUCA